GACGCGGGAAGGGACACACUCUCUUGAAACUCCUGGAAGUAGAAAAGCAUGGCUGUAACUGGGGAUGACACAGAAACAGGCUCUGCAGGUGAGCUCACUGGCACCAGCUCCAUCCUCACGCUGGCUGUGGCACAGACCAGCACUCACAGCUCUCAGAAGCCUUCCGAGGAUGUGUCACAGAAGAGGGAACAGCGCUUGAUGAAGAAUAGGGAAGCUGCCCGGCAGUGUCGACGAAAGAAGAAAGAGUAUGUUAAAUGCCUGGAAGAUCGUGUGGCGGUGCUCGAAAAUCAAAACAAGACUCUGAUUGAGGAGCUUAGAGCCAUGAAAGACAUCUAUCGACACAAAAUGGAGUGAUCUUUUUCCUCUGGAAGAUGGGAAGAAAAGAAAGGACGAACAUCCACAAAACCCACUGUAAAAAACUUGUGCCAAACAAACCCCCAAAUCCCUGUUGUUUCAUUUGUGUGAUUUCAGUGUUUCUCUCACAUACCAACAUCAGCUAACACAACAUGUCACUCUUCAAGAUCAUGUGUGUUGAAAGAAGGAUGAGAAAGAAUGAACCAUGCAAAGAUUCAAUUGUUUGGAAAUGUUCCUUGCCUGUGAUUGGCUGGCGACCAGAUCAGGGUUUACCCUGCCUCCCGCCCGAAGCUAGCUGGGAUAGGCUCCAGCACACACGUGACCCUUGUGAGGAUAAGCGGUACAGAAAAUGAAAUGUUCCUUGCAUCCACA
This is a messenger RNA of Phycodurus eques (leafy seadragon), 726 nucleotides long. RefSeq names its product cAMP-responsive element modulator-like. Gene Ontology annotation, biological process: regulation of transcription by RNA polymerase II. Gene Ontology annotation, molecular function: DNA-binding transcription factor activity, RNA polymerase II-specific; RNA polymerase II cis-regulatory region sequence-specific DNA binding. The record is from RefSeq and is a predicted model, not a curated record. Bases 49 to 354 code for a protein of 101 amino acids. Gene Ontology annotation, cellular component: nucleus; ATF4-CREB1 transcription factor complex. NCBI's taxonomy places the organism in Eukaryota, Metazoa, Chordata, Actinopteri, Syngnathiformes, Syngnathidae. The transcript has 3 exons.